AGCAGUAGUAGCCGAUGUGGAGGAGAGCGGCAUGUCGAAGCCACGCAUGGUGGGUGAGCAGCAUGCAGCACAAGUGUUGGUGGCUCGUGCACAUCGAGCCCACGUGCUCAUCGUCCGCGACGGGUCAGUGCGCGAUCCCAGACGCCUGUGGUUGCCAUCUCGCAUCCGCCACAGCGCGGGUACAUACACGUGCAUCGUGCAGCUUCCUCUUCACACGAUGCAUCGAGCCGCAGAGCAAGCGACGAUAAGGGAUUCAGAGAGCGCCCCUUCCAUGGCACGCGCGGCGGAGCCUCGGUAUUCUCCUGCGUCUUGCGGUGGCGGGGCGCCGACCUCCGCGCCUACGCCACAGACGUGGCGAAGUCGCGAUGAUUGCAGCAGAUCUGAGAAGGUGCCACCUGCUGUGCGUGCAACGGCUGAGAUGGCCCUCUGAGAUCCAACGUCGCUUGCUCAUGAGCGAACAUUGCAGCUGCGCUCUGCAUCCCGGCAUGCGGUGCUCUGAUGUGGCACGGAGUGUCGUUCGGGGAGCACGCUUGGCUGGGAGUGCUUCGAUAACGCUGACCUCGAACGUCCGCAGAGCUGCUCUCAGACGCAGGCACGCCCGUU
Tilletiopsis washingtonensis is the source of this 603-nucleotide messenger RNA. RefSeq lists its product as hypothetical. Lineage: Eukaryota; Fungi; Basidiomycota; Exobasidiomycetes; Entylomatales. Bases 32 to 430 code for a protein of 132 amino acids. The record is from RefSeq and is a predicted model, not a curated record. The transcript has a single exon.